UUGAUUAUUUGUGUGGUGAAGAGAAGAGAUAACAUUCCUAAGAAGAUUACACAGAGAUCAGUUUUUGAGCAUCCUCUCAUCUCUCAAAGCCAAAGCUCUCUCCCUCUCUCUGUCUCUGCUUGUGUAGCCAUGGCUAACUCGAUAAUGGCUUCCUCCAAACCCCUCAUCUCCCUCUCCUCCUCAACUCAACCAACCCGCGUCAACCUCCCCAAAUCCAUCAAACUCCCCCAGAUCCCCAAACCCAUCUCCUCCUCCCUCAGCAGCAAGGCUCUGUCUUUCUCCUCCGCCACCGUAAAGUCUCUAGCUUUAAUCGCCGCCCUCGCUCCCCCUUCCAUGGCCGAAGCUAUGGAGAAGGCGCAGCUCUUCGACUUCAACCUCACGCUCCCGAUCAUCGUCGUGGAGUUUCUCUUCCUGAUGUUCGCGCUCGACAAGGUGUAUUAUUCGCCGCUUGGGAACUUUAUGGAUAAGAGAGACGGUGAGAUUAAGGAGAAGCUCGCGAGCGUGAAGGACACUUCCGCUGAGGUGAAGGAGCUCGAUGAACAGGCUGCUGCUGUGAUGAGGGCGGCUAGGGCUGAGAUCGCCGCCGCGCUUAAUAAGAUGAAGAAGGAGACGCAGGUGGAGGUAGAGGAGCAGCUGGCGGUAGGGAGGAAGAAGGUGGAGGCGGAGCUGCAGGAAGCGUUGGCGAGCUUGGAGAAGCAGAAGGAGGAGACCAUUAAGGCUUUGGAUUCUCAGAUCGCUGCUCUUAGUGAAGACAUUGUCAAGAAGGUUCUUCCUUCUUAAAAACAAAGCUGUUGUUCUGUCUUUCUCAAUCCUCAAUUUAUAUGGAAAUUACUGUAAAUCUCUCUUGCUUUCUCUCUAUGUCUAUGUCUUUGUCUGAUCGUUCGAUGGAUCAACAACAAUUUUAUAUGUAAGUUUUUAUAAAUGAUGAUUAGCUCUCUUUUCUUAUUUA
Messenger RNA from Brassica oleracea var. oleracea, 949 nucleotides. RefSeq names its product ATP synthase subunit b', chloroplastic. Gene Ontology annotation, molecular function: proton transmembrane transporter activity. The record is from RefSeq and is a predicted model, not a curated record. The transcript is spliced from 2 exons. Bases 130 to 780 code for a protein of 216 amino acids. Gene Ontology annotation, biological process: proton motive force-driven ATP synthesis. NCBI's taxonomy places the organism in Eukaryota, Viridiplantae, Streptophyta, Magnoliopsida, Brassicales, Brassicaceae.